UUAACCCAUUGGGGAGUAGCUUUACUUUGCUUCAAAUUUUUCUGAGCCGCGCUGUUGCUUAUUGAGCUUCAUUUGCGUAUUUUGGAAUACAAAAUUAUUUGCAAACAUGUCUCAUCGGAAUAUUGAUCACAAUUUCACACCUCUGAAUGAAAAAAUUCAUCAAACCAUUGAAUGUAUUUUAGAACUUUCGAAACAAUUGUUUGAAGAAAAAAUUAAAUAUGACACUAAAUUUGAUGAUAAUGUCAAACAACAAUUGAAAAAAAUAAUGGAAAACCUUAUUGACAGUGAACAUCGACUCAGUUUACAAUAUGAUGUUUUAAACUCAAUUAACAAUCAGAUUGAUGCCGAUGAAGAAAUUAACGAUCAGUCAUCAAAUAUUUUUGAAAAAAUUGAUAAAUACCGGGAUAUUGGAAAACUAUUCGAUGAACAUCUUCAACAAUCUCUUCAAGCCAAUCUCGUUGAUUAUAAGAAUCACAAUGGCUAUCGAAAAUUGCUUCGUUUGGUCGAAGAUGAUGAUCGUCAUGAAUCACAACAAAACACGAGCGGUGAUAUCGAAAUGAUGGAAUCUGAAGAAUUUUCCAUACCAAUUGAUCCGAUAUGUAGAACCUUGAUUAACAUACCGGUUCGUAAUAAACGAUGUGGCCAUCUUUAUGAUCAAGAAAAUUUGUUCAAUCUUUUCAGAAAAAAUAGCACAAUCAAAUGUCCUGUUACUGGUUGUUCAAAUAAAAAAGUCACCGCCAAUGAUGUUGAAGAAGAUUCUCGACUUAAAAUUUUGAUUGAAAAAGCUAGAGAAAAAGAAUGAUUGCAAUAUAAAUUCAAAUAAUUGAUUGUCAAAAAAAACAUCAAGGAAAAAAAUCACAGUUCAAGUUUCAUGAAAUAUUGUUUUUUU
Messenger RNA from Dermatophagoides pteronyssinus (European house dust mite), 889 nucleotides. RefSeq lists its product as uncharacterized. Gene Ontology annotation, molecular function: SUMO ligase activity; zinc ion binding. The record is from RefSeq and is a predicted model, not a curated record. Gene Ontology annotation, biological process: double-strand break repair via homologous recombination; protein sumoylation. Gene Ontology annotation, cellular component: Smc5-Smc6 complex; nucleus. Lineage: Eukaryota; Metazoa; Arthropoda; Arachnida; Sarcoptiformes; Pyroglyphidae.